Baudoinia panamericana UAMH 10762 is the source of this 210-nucleotide messenger RNA. RefSeq lists its product as uncharacterized. NCBI's taxonomy places the organism in Eukaryota, Fungi, Ascomycota, Dothideomycetes, Mycosphaerellales, Teratosphaeriaceae. The transcript is spliced from 3 exons. Gene Ontology annotation, biological process: post-translational protein targeting to membrane, translocation; protein targeting. Gene Ontology annotation, cellular component: Ssh1 translocon complex; membrane. The coding region runs from base 1 to 210 and encodes 69 amino acids. The record is from RefSeq and is a predicted model, not a curated record. Gene Ontology annotation, molecular function: transmembrane protein transporter activity.
AUGGACCAAGCGAAGGAGCUCCUGGAGAUGCCUCGCCAGUUCCUCAAGGAUGGCAGACAAUUUAUCACACGAUGUAGCAAACCGGACCGUCGAGAGUUCUUAAGAAUAAGUCAGGCUGUUGGAAUGGGCUUCUUAAUCAUGGGUGUCAUCGGAUAUGUGGUGAAGUUGAUUCAUAUCCCGGUUAACAACAUCCUAGUGGGCGGCGCAUGA